Molecule: messenger RNA, 660 nt
Organism: Ipomoea nil (Japanese morning glory)
Lineage: Eukaryota; Viridiplantae; Streptophyta; Magnoliopsida; Solanales; Convolvulaceae
Exons: 1
Coding region: 1-660 (219 amino acids)
Source: RefSeq, a predicted model, not a curated record
AUGGAGGGGAAAGCCAAAUCCCCAGGACGUACGUUAUUGACCGCCUUACCCUUCUCGGACGAGAUUAUGGCUUUUAAGAUACCGGGUGAUUUCAAGUUCCCGGAGCAGGCCACGUUCGAUGGAACCGGCGAUCCCCGAGAGCAUUUGCUGAACUAUCAGGCUAAGAUGCAGGUUUUGGGGGUACGAGAUCCGGUCAUGUGCCGCGCUUUCUUACCCACGUUGAAAGGAUCAGCACAAAGGUGGCUAGUGGCGCAGCCCUCGGGGUCGAUUCACAGCUUUGAAGAGCUGGCAGACCGCUUCAUGAGACACUAUGCCGCUAAUAUCAAACCACAAAAGGACCUAACACACUUGGGCGACAUCCAUCAGGAUGAGGGCGAGUCCUUGAAAACUUAUCUGGCCCGCUGGCAGAAAGAAAUCCAGUCCAUAGAGGAGGUUGAGGACCAGACGGCGCUCACCUUCUUCAUCGAGUCCUUGCGGUCCGGCCAGCUAUACCGAGACUUAAGGGACAAUCGCCCGGCUACCUACGCAGAGGCCAUUCAUAUGGCCAACAAGAGGGCCAACACGGAGCAGGCUAUGAAGCAUAAGCGGCAGCGCGAAGUCGGCGGUCCGCCAGCGGGAAGAGGAGGCGAGCUGAAACCAAGGAAAGGCGCCCGGACGUAA